This is a messenger RNA of Dermacentor silvarum, 6291 nucleotides long. RefSeq names its product transcription factor Sox-10. Gene Ontology annotation, biological process: regulation of transcription by RNA polymerase II. Lineage: Eukaryota; Metazoa; Arthropoda; Arachnida; Ixodida; Ixodidae. The record is from RefSeq and is a predicted model, not a curated record. Bases 2575 to 4338 code for a protein of 587 amino acids. The transcript is spliced from 6 exons. Gene Ontology annotation, molecular function: DNA-binding transcription factor activity, RNA polymerase II-specific; RNA polymerase II cis-regulatory region sequence-specific DNA binding. Gene Ontology annotation, cellular component: nucleus.
GCUGGAGGUGCCCCCCCCACCACCACCACCCUCUGGCCCGCCACGCGUUCCUCGUGACACCCCCCCCCCCCCCCCUCCCUGUCCCGACGCCCCAAGCAGCCCUCCUCCAUCUUCUUCAAGACGCUCCGCCACCAGUGGGUACGCGUGCGAAUGCUGAGCGCAGACUAGUUUCUCGCACGCGCCGCCGUCUGAACGCAGCUGGAUCCUGGACUGGCUGGUUGUCGAAGCGGUGACCGAUUGCGCUCGUGAGCGCCUGAAAAUCGGCGCCUCGUAAGGGGCACCCUCGGAACACUCUCGCGACCAGUGUGCUCGGUGAACAAAGGUGGCAGCAGGACAUCGGAACGGCCCGUCGGCGGUCAAGGCUGUCGGUAGCACGCCUCGAGACAUUGCGUCGUCAGCUAUACGAGUGGUGCGCAGCAGCUACAGCGGACCCAGCGGGUGCUCGAACCUUCACGGCUUCGAGAAGACGACGUUCUGGUGCGGUGGUGUGAGUGUUGUUUGUGACCUUUCUCCGACCCUGUAAAGUGAACCAGUGAAGCCUGGAUUACACCGCUACAUCGCGUUGUUCGCUGUGCGUGUGACGUGCGCAUUCGGAACUGCUGCAACUGGGAACAGCGGAGCGCGCGCAGUAGAAUUCUCGGCGUGUGACCUUGCUGCAGGUGGGAUCUCUCUGUUUCCUUGUGCCUUAAUGAAACUCCAUCGUGUCGGUUCGGGCUGAACUUUUUUCACCUGCCCCUGAAAGCUGGCGCCGUGGUAUUAACUUAAGCCGCAUGAAAUUGCGCCAAAUGAACGUUCAUCGAGGUCCGACAAGCACAGAUCGUAGAACGAACGUUCAGUGUCGAGCGGUGAGCUUCUCACACACGUGUUCCUCUACGUUAGGCUCUCAGUACUGAAUUGCCUACUGAGUGCAAAAUAUAACAGUGAAGAGUAGUCAACGUUGCCAGGCCAUACAUGAGACUACGCAAGUUCCUAAGUCACCACGUCGACAAACAGGACACGUUCCAAGUGUUCCACUGUUCAGAUGCACAGAAGCCAGUGUAAAAAUCUUGUGAAGCGGCUGUGAGCACUACGCGCCAAGUAAUACUGAGGCCGUUCACAGAAGUGCCGGAAACAAAGCAAGACAACAUCGGCAAAGGCGGCCAUUACGCUUCUUGUAGGUCUGACACAGUUGCAAAUCACCCUAAAAUUCACUAUUGCCCAAAACACGUGUGAGCUUCAAACGAGCAAAGUGGAAACGCCAUUGAAUUGUCUAAAACCUUCCGUGACGCCUUGCCGGUCUUGAAACUUAAACCGUAUCGGUAACACCUUCGUUGCGCAAGGCUUCAACGCAGUCUCCUCGUCACCGGUACUGAAGCAGCAGUGACUCACCUUGAUUCCGACGGUUCGCUUCUUAUUCUUUGACACGCGCAGAUGUGCACCUCACCUUCGCCUGCUCGUGAAAAACGUCGAGAAUGAAGAUCUAUUCGAAUGCCGCUGUCAAUUGCUGUCGAAGUGAACGCAAGUUUCUGAAUCGCGCUCGCUCUUCGGAUCACUGUUGACUAAAGCACAAACAACGGGCCUUCUUCUUCGCAAGCGUCAGUCUGUGCUAAGUGCAACAUCUCGUGUCUUAUCUGCAUUCGUGCGGCAAAGCAAGCACGCCGUUGUCUUGCCAAAGAGCCCCCGUUCAGUCUACACAAGCGAGGAACAAAAAUGCACCUGUAACCAGACGCACUCCUGAUCGUGCAACGAAGGCUUAACCACGUGUGACCGGAACACUCCGACGACGAAGGCAUACAUAAGGGCCAUCAAUCAACUCGCCGGAUGAAACAGCGACUCCUUUUGUUCACUUGAGUUGGCACUGAAGAAGGACCCCCUCGUGCAUCCCGGCCGCGGUCGACGUUGCGGACAAAGAAGUGUGGCUGUUCGGCGCUGUCCGAUUCACUCGUGGACGCUUCCAGUGUCACCGCGUGCUCCGCGUGAUUGUGAAGGUUGUCUUAACAUUCUCAGGAACGCUCGGUAUAUAGCUCGACACCUUUCAGCGCUGAUUUUGCGGUGUGAGUUCUUUUUCUGUUUUUUGUCUCUCGUUUCUGGCACGGGAAGAUGAGAGAAAUCCUUGUUCCUACGGACGUCGUCAGGAAUCCCGAAGAAACGUUAAAGGGACUCGUUGUCCCAUUUGAAGCCUCGUUGAAAGCGCAUUCUGGCAGGUAGUUGUUGAAGUGUCUUCAAGAAGUUAUCAAUCACCUUUCAGGUUGUAAUGGAUGAAGAUAAGAAAAAUCUGUUUUCCCUAUAGAAGUGUCUGAGGGGCACGACAAGACUUACAACUGACUUUUGUCUUUUUUCGUUGCUUUGAUGUAUUCUGCGGUAGAAGGUUUCACAAGGCGUCCACUCUCGUUCACAAGCUGUCAGUGAGAGAUAAAUCUUCUGAAAGUAUUGUGGAACGCUUCCAAACCAAGGGCCAUCCGAGCAAAACAUUACCACGAACCCUUGGAAACGUCGGCCCAAGUUCUCUUCAAUUUCGAACAAUACGGAGCUUCGGCAGAAGCUCGCCCUAACGCCAUAGGUACGUCACGCCUACCGCGUCACGAAACAAGCACAAUGCCAUCAACACCGAGGCGGAGCAGUGGCGGUGGCGGAGGCUUCUCCGAAGACAGCUUCUUCCCGAAGAAGGUCAUCGAGCUGGUCACCAUGGAACCGAGCUCGAGUCGCCGAAACCGGCACAACCACCACCACAGCCCGCAUCACCACCAGCCGUCGUCUUCCAUGGCCCCGUCGGGCAGGCCGUUCGACGACGAAGACGACAGUUGCUCGGGAGACAGCGCCGACGGACUGUCCAUGGACCCCCUGGACGACAAUCCGGGCAUCCAGGCGGCCGUGAGCAAGGUGCUGCAGAGCUACGACUGGUCCCUCGUGGCCAAGACGACGCGGCAGACCACUUCGGAGAAGAAGCGCCAGCACGUCAAGCGGCCCAUGAACGCGUUCAUGGUGUGGGCCCAAGCAGCCCGGCGAAAGCUCGCCGACCAGUACCCGCACCUGCACAACGCCGAGCUCAGCAAGACCCUCGGCAAGCUCUGGAGGGUCCUUGGCGAUGACGAGAAACGACCGUUCAUGGAGGAGGCCGAGCGGCUUCGAUGCAAGCACAAAAAGGACCACCCGGACUACAAGUACCAACCGCGCCGCCGGAAACCGCUGAAGGGAUUCGAACCGCCGCCCCCGCAAGCGCCGCAACAACAGCAGCAGGGACAGCAGAGGUCCAAAGGGCGAUCCUCGUCAGCCUCGCAGGCGUCGUCGUCGAGGUCAAGCAACCAAUCCCAGCAGAGUCAACAGCAGCAGCAGCAAUCGCAGCGCGCGAAUUCAGUACCUGACGGAUCCGCGGCGUCCGCGGAAAUGUGUGUCCCAUCCUCGCUGGCAGACCAGCAACACCAGCACCACCAGCAGCAGCAGCAUCAGGUGGACAUGAUAUGUGGCACAGCCGGUGGCCUGCAGCCAGUAAUGCUCAACUCAGCCCCUUGCCCGCCCGCCACGUCGCCCUACAACCGAGGCCAGUGCGCUUCCCCACCGACGCCUCCAACGACGCCGCAGCACGUGGCGAUGGCCGCGGCAGCUACGGGCCGCUUCCUGGGUGCCUCGACAGCGGCCACAUUGGCUCACGACGCACUCAGCUCGGUGACGCAGACUGGGGGCAUCGACUGCGCGGCUCAGUUACGAGGUCACGAAGGGGGCGCCACCAGCCGGUCUCUGGCCACGUGCAAGUACGGUGGUGGCGUAGACGCCACGGGCACGGCCGCCCAGGCGUCGGCUCACGCUGUUGCCAUGACGACCGUCGACUCGUACGUCCACUUGGGGCUCAACCCAGCCGGUGGGGGACAGUACGGGCCUUGUCCCGGACCCUGGAACGCACACAGGUUUGCCGACCAGUUCGGCCAAGACCGGUUCCGGAUGGGUUCCUGCUUCGGCCGCGAAGACCACCCACUGGACGGCUCUGCCGGUCCCAUGGCCGCGGCGGCUGUCGACCGCUCACAUCCGGCCAAUUCUGGCGCCAUGUCGACCAAUGCGGGCGUCGUGGACCACCACCACCUGUACCGGAACCACAACUACGGCACUGCAGCUGCAGCCGCGGCUGCGGCCGACUUCCGGAGGUCAGCGCCCGCCGGCUUCGUCGACGCCGACGGGUACUGUUCCACCCGUGGCGUCCUGGGAGUCCAGAACUGCCCAGUCUUCACGCACGUCGUACAGACCACGGCCCAAGACCAAGGACUGUUCGGCACAGAUGGCAGGACACAGAUGAUGGACGCUUCGUCCGGUGCUUGCGCGUACGGGACGGCGCAGGCUCUGGCUGGACACUUCCUGUCGCCCCGAUAGCGUCGUAAAAGUGUAGUGCGUGUGCUUAUGUGCGCAGUCGCACCGUGCACGAGUGAUGUCUUCCGAACUGUGUGCAAUGAAUUGAGUUCAUGAUGAACGCUCGCGGUUCUUACGAAGUGGAGUCGACGAUGCGCUGAAGUUCUGGGCGGUCUGAACAACUGAACCAGCGCGACUUUGACGGAAGUCGACUGCUGAUUUUCUUCUGCGGCGCGCAGCUGUUGAAGACUUGAGUCGCGGUCGGAUGCAUGGUGACAAACUAGGAGCGGACCCUGGCAUUAAAGAACACCGCUUGAAGGCUACCAGAGGUAUUCCAUUGUCUCAAAUGGAGUACACGUAGUGCAACUAUGGCGGCAAGUGAACGCCGUGAACGCCACCUGAACAAUGUCGUGUAGUGUGCCUAUUUGAAAAUAGGUGUGCAGGUCGUUGACGUGGACUUUAAUAUGUGCCUUGUCGCUACGUUCUAUUUCAAGAAAGUUCAUUACAACGUUCUGCAGUCAGCGCAAGGCCUCGGCUGUUCAAGUCCUUAUGAUCCAUCAUCGGUAUUUCCUGCUUCCAGACGAUGAAGUUUGGCGGCUUGUAAUGGGCUUCAGCAAUGUCGUCCAGAUAAUGCAACUCGACGUAAAAUGCAGUUCCUUGGGACUUCGGCAGCACAGUUCAGCAUUUCAGCCAUCUUCGGAAAUCAAGGCAAUUGUGUUGAACAAUGACGGCGAGCGGGGAGAUGUGUGGGGGCGUCGUGACGUGAUACUGAUCAAUGCUUUGAGGGACAGCAAUUCUUCGCUUGAUGCUACGUAGAACGCACAAAUCGAGACAGCUAUGCAGAACGCUCUAAACAAUCUUGUGACGAAGAUUUGCUCCUGAAAUGUUUGGGGGUGCUGCAUGAAAGAUGUGUGCCGACGAGCAGAUCACCUCCUUCAAGCUACGCCUGGAUGGUAGAGACAGACCCUGCGGUUGCCUUUUACAUGUGUGAUGUCACGACUGUGUGUGUCUUUUAUGAGUGUGACGUCAAGUAAAAGUACAGCUCUUCUUGUUGGAUCGUGGGCUAAUCAAGGAAACACUGGACUCUACAUCUCCUCUGGUACCCUUAUAAUGAAAAGUCUAUAUGAGAACUCACAGCACCUGCUUACGUUCACAAGCACCGUGAGUGAUGUUACAUUAGUGUCACGUGCAACGCCCUGAGCCCGACUUAUAUGACAUCUCACAGAAGGCUUCACCAGUAGUCCUUCUGCCCAUGUGCGCUGCAUUUACUUAUCGAUAACCUCGUAAAAGACUAUUCGCGCCUAUAUAGUGCGCCAAUAAUGCUAUACUGUUCUGCAGUAUUCUGCGUCUGCAGUAUCGACUGCGAGCUUCUGCAAACUAGGAGUUUUGAGUGCCUGCCCAAUGCGCAAUUUCAAGUAACACUCAGUGCCUUGUUCCGCCCUUAUUCUUCACUGAAUUUGCACGUUCAAACAGUGUGUCAGGGCUGAGGAAGUUUUGGCCACAAGAAUGACGUAGUGAACUCGUCUUCCUUCUCCUAUAGAUGGAUCUACUUUUGCGAGAAUGACGUAAGACUGUAUGGUGCGGCAUAAUGGACGCCCGAGAAACAUGCUGCUGAGGGCAACAACGUGAGAAUGCUGUUUUCAAUCCCAGUUCCUUCGCUAGUAUGGCGCGUAACGCGAGUGCUGUUGCCGGUGACGCGGGUGGUUACAGAUUGUUACAGGGAACGGCCUCUACUUUUACCAAGCGUUGAACACGCUAUUUCAGUAUUUUCUGAAGUCCACUGAGUGACGCGAAGGCUGCUGCGCAAAUAAAGUAUGGCGCAACGUGACUUCCCCAUCAUACUGUUGUGAGAGAGAUGAUGUAAUGAGUGAUAACGCCGGAAGAAUGGCACAAAGUGUCUUCGUAUUCGAAUGUGUACUCGCUGCAAAAAAAAAGUGUACAUAUGAUGCCCAGCAACCUUAGAGAUCGAAUCAGACC